Chlamydomonas reinhardtii is the source of this 1428-nucleotide messenger RNA. RefSeq lists its product as uncharacterized. The coding region runs from base 406 to 1275 and encodes 289 amino acids. The transcript has 3 exons. Lineage: Eukaryota; Viridiplantae; Chlorophyta; Chlorophyceae; Chlamydomonadales; Chlamydomonadaceae. The record is from RefSeq and is a predicted model, not a curated record.
GUACUAGCUGUUCGCCGCCAUAAACAUAUCAGUGCUGCUCGCGCGGGUCAGCCACCUCUGCAGUUCAAACUUCUUGAGCCAGCCGGCCGCAGCUGCGUAUCGCUGUGCCAGAAUGAGACCCAGCAAGCCACCAGGCUCUCGCAUCCCCGCAACCGGCGGCGGCAGCAGCAGCGGGCCAGUCGGGAGCCGGACUGGGUCAACUACGCCGCGUGGAGGCAGCGGUGCCGGCGGCCUGUCCCAAAGGUGCUGUGUUAUCAUAACUGCUUUUGAACAGUGCCUGCAGCUACGCGGACAAGCACUAGGUGCUUGGAAGCUUGUGCUCGCGCGAGGGCGGGAAACUGGGUCACCCAGGACUGCUUUGCUAAUCAUCUUGCUGCGUUUGCUUCCAAAACGUGCGCUUGCAGCAUGGUCCUAUCACCAUCGUCGGUCAGCAGCGGCUCGCGGCUACCGCUUACGCCCAGUCCAGCCCCGCCCAAGUUCCAACCCUUCAAGCGCGCACCCUCGCCCUCACCUGUCUCCACGCCGGCGUCAGCAGCAGCAGGCGUGUCUGCCCUGCCCCAGCUGCCUAGCACUACUUCCGCGACCGCGGGCGCAGCCGCGCCUACUACUGCUGCUACUGCCGACGGCGGCCCGGUAGGCAACGCGGCGGCAGUAGCAGGGGGUGCAGCCGGCGCCCAGACGCCAGGCCAGGACGCCGCGCUGCUGCUGUCACCGCUGCCGCCAGGACAGGAGCAGCGGCAGGGGCCGCCAGGCGCCGCGGCAGAUGCCGCCAAGCCAGGCGGAGCCGGGAGCUCUGGGACGGAGCCCGCAGCAGCGGCAAGCACGCCGCAACAGGCGGCUGGGACGGGACCGGCAGUCGGUGCCGCUGCGCCCGACGGGCCGCUGCAGCCCGUGCCACCUGAGGCGCUGCCGCUGCAGGGCCGGCUGGAGGCACUGCUGCGCGAGGCGUCGGGGCUCAAGGGCGGCGCUGGGGGCGCCAGCACACCAGAGCUACAGGCGCUGGCGCGAGCAAUUCUGGCUGCAUGCAAGGCGGAGUCGGCUCCGGACGCCGGGGACGGCGGCGCUGCUGUUGCAGCGGCAGGCCGCAGCCGGCGGCCUUACGGCGCGUCGGGCGUGGCGGCGGCGUGCGCGGCUGCGGCGGCGUGCCUGCUGGCGCUGGCCGCCUGCAUGAGCUGGGUGGUGUGGGUGCUGGUGGACCGGCAGGUCAUUGGGCCGGCGGCGUUUGUGGCCGGCGGUGGCGGCGAGGCGAUGGCCCGGGAGGCCUUCUUUGAGUGAGAUGGGUCCGGUGUUUGCGGCGGUAUACACGGUGUGUGUUUCGGCGGGUGUGACGUGGGGGCGAGGGAUAGGAGCUUGGGAGGAACGGGAGGCAUUUUGUUAUCAAAGCCCUGAGACGGCAUUUCGGAUGGCUUGGUACUUGGAUGAUACGAG